Molecule: messenger RNA, 2856 nt
Organism: Tauraco erythrolophus (red-crested turaco)
Lineage: Eukaryota; Metazoa; Chordata; Aves; Musophagiformes; Musophagidae
Source: RefSeq, a predicted model, not a curated record
CGAGAAGGGUUUUCCAAGUUCAACAAGAUCUAUGAAUACGACUACCAGAUGUUUGGCCAGAACGUUACCAUGGUGAUGACAUCCGUGUCGGGACACUUGCUGGCUCAUGAUUUCAAGCUGCCAUUCCGCAAAUGGCAUAGCUGCAACCCUCUAGCUCUUUUUGAUGCUGAAAUCGAGAAGUAUUGCCCUGAAAAUUACAUGGAUAUCAAGAGGACCCUCGAACGAGAAGUCCAGCAGUGCCAAGCUCUGGUGAUCUGGACUGACUGCGAUCGAGAAGGAGAGAACAUCGGCUUUGAAAUAAUUCACGUUUGCAAGGCUGUAAAGCCAAACCUCCGGGUUUUCCGAGCCCGUUUUUCGGAGAUUACACUUCAUGCUGUCAGAACAGCCUGCGAGAACCUCACCCAGCCAGAUCAAAAAACCAGUGAUGCCGUUGAUGUCAGGCAGGAGCUGGACCUCAGGAUAGGUGCUGCCUUCACCAGAUUCCAGACACUGAGGCUCCGGAAGAUCUUCCCUGAUAUUUUAGCAGAUCAGCUCAUCAGCUAUGGUAGCUGCCAGUUCCCAACACUGGGCUUUGUAGUUGAACGCUUUAAAGCCAUCCAGGCCUUUGUUCCUGAAGCCUUCUAUAAAAUAAAAGUGACACAUGAUCAUGAAGAUGGCAAUGUGGUCUUCAACUGGAAGAGGAACCGGCUCUUCAAUCACACAGCGUGCCUGGUCCUUUACCAGAUGUGCAUGGAGGAUCCAGUAGCAACUGUUGUUGAGGUCGUGAGCAAGCCAAAGAGCAAAUGGAGGCCCCUGCCCCUGGACACUGUGGAACUGGAGAAGCUGGCUUCCCGCAAGCUGAAAAUAAACGCAAAGGAAACCAUGAGAAUAGCAGAAAAACUCUAUACUCAAGGGUUCAUUAGCUACCCCCGAACUGAAACCAACAUUUUCCCCAAGGAGCUGAACCUUUCUUCCUUAGUACAACAACAAACACAGGACCCCAACUGGGGAGCAUUUGCACAGAGGAUUUUGGACGAGGGUGGGCCAACCCCUCGGAGUGGAACCAAAACAGAUCAGGCUCACCCUCCCAUUCACCCCACAAAAUACGCCGCUAACCUGCAGGGCAGCGAGCAGAGACUGUAUGAAUUCAUCGUGCGGCACUUUUUGGCUUGCUGCUCUCAAGAUGCCAAGGGACAGGAAACUACUGUGGAGAUCGACAUUGCUAACGAGCGAUUCAUUGCUCAAGGACUAAUGAUCCUGGCCCGAAAUUAUCUGGAAGUCUAUCCUUAUGAGAAGUGGAGCGAUAAGGUUAUCCCAGUGUAUCAGAAAGGGUCUCGCUUUCAGCCCACUACAGUGGAGAUGGUGGAUGGGGAAACCAGCCCUCCAUUGCUCCUCACAGAAGCGGAUCUGAUUGCUCUCAUGGAGAAACAUGGCAUUGGGACGGACGCCACUCAUGCCGAGCACAUCGAGACCAUUAAGACGCGGAUGUACGUGGGCCUUACAGCAGAUCAGCGGUUCCUGCCAGGCCACCUGGGCAUGGGGCUGGUUGAAGGCUAUGAUUCCAUGGGCUAUGAGAUGUCCAAGCCUGACCUUCGAGCUGAGCUGGAGGCCGAUCUGAAACUGAUCUGUGAGGGGAAGAAAGACAAAUCUGUAGUGUUGCAGCAGCAGGUCCAAAAGUACAAGGAAGUCUUCAUCGAAGCUGUAGCCAGAGCCAACAAGCUGGACCAGGCCCUGGCUCAGUAUUUUGGAGAAGCCACAGAAAUUGCAGAGCAAGAGGAGGUCUACCCAGCAAUGCCCGUUUCCGUUCGGAAGUGUCCACAGUGCAACAAUGACAUGGUCCUGAAGACCAGGAAGAAUGGCGGGUUCUAUCUCAGCUGCAUGGGCUACCCAGCUUGCAAAGCUGCAGUCUGGUUUCCUGAUUUUGUGCUGGACGUGGCCAGGGACGAGAGUGUCUGUGCUGUGUGUAAACCACAUCCAGUUCACAGACUGAAGUUUAAGUUCAAGAGAGGCAGUGUUCCACCCAUGAUGCCCCUGGAGUUUGUUGGUUGCAUCGGAGGCUGUGAUGAGAUGCUAAAAGAACUCUUGGACCUGAAGUAUUUGCACAGGUCAUCCCAGCCCGCAUCGUCAGCCAGCCAGCAAGCCAGUCACUUGCAGGUCAACAACUCCUCUAACAGAGCUCAUGGUGAAAGCAGGCACGCGAGAGGGACCACAAACCUGGCACCAGGACAUCUGCUCUCCUUGAGCUCCACGAGAACACCCAGGCCUGCUCCUUCAGCUGCUCCCGAUGACGGGAACGACGCGGUGGUGUGCAACUGCGGGAGCGACGCCCUGCUGCUAACCGUGCGCAAAGAAGGGCCCAACCAAGGCAGGCAGUUCUACAAAUGCAGCGCCGGCGCCUGCAACUUCUUCCUCUGGGCUGAUCAGCAGUCAGAGGACAGAAGCAACGAGGCUCCGCGGGGCUCUGCGCUGCCCCGGCCCUUUGCAGGAAGGGGCUCAGGAGGAGGGAGAGGCCCGGAGCUCUUUGGAAGCAACAGCUCGGAUUCAGGAGGCGGCACAGUCUGCAGGUGCGACCAGCCCGCUGUCACGCGCACCGUCCAAAAGGACGGGCCCAACAAGGGGCGGCAGUUCCACACCUGCUCCAAGCCCCGAGAGCAGCAGUGCGGCUUCUUCCAGUGGGCAGAUGAGAACGUGGCACCAGGGCCUUCUGGAGAUGUCUCUUUGAACCGCUUUGGCAGCAAUGGAUACUCAAGAGGGUUGGGAAGUAAAGCCAAGAGACCAAGCAGUCUCUCCUCAGGAGCCACUGCCAAGAAACCACGGACCUGUAGCAUUUGCCACCAGCCUGGCCAUACUAGGAAAACCUGCCCACAAAACCACUGA